CCAUCCCACCCCGAUCAAUGCUCAAAGACUCGACUUGAUCAGAUCGGCAGCCCGCUCACCAAUGGCAUACACGGUUGCCUGCGGGUUGGCGCGCACGGUUAUGGGGACAAUAGAGGCGUCAGCCACCCGCAGACCACGGAUACCGUGCACCCGGAGCUUCUCGUCGACCACUCCGCCUAGUGCGCGAGGCAUCAUGGAGCAAGUGCCCGUGAAGUGAUGGGCGCCAACCGCGGUCUGGCGCACGAACUCUUUGGCCUGCUCGACAUCAGUCAAGGUAUUGGUCGGGUUACGCUUUCCUCCGGCCUUGAGCUGGCUGCAGAGCGGCUCGCUGGCUGCAAUCUUCUCCAGGAGCUGGACGUGUCUGGCCAAAACUUCGACGUCGAAAGGAUGAGAAAGAUAGGCUGGAUCGAGGGCAACGGCGGGCGAGUCUAACGACGCAGACGUGAUGUGGCUCGAACCUCGCGAGAGUGGGUGAGCGAGGAGUAUGGCUAUCGUGAAGUAUUUCUCGUCGCCAGGAGGGGGCGGUGCCAUGGUCCCGUCUCCGCUGAACAAGGCGUACCCGGGAAACGAGAGAUAGUAUCCCGAAGGCUCAGAGGACGAACUCAGGACGGACCGCACGUACGCUUCCAGCGCCUUUGUGAAGGCCGGAGUCGCAGAUGUCUUGGGCCCGUUCAACUUGUCGAGCAGCUGGGUGAUGUCCUCGCCACCCGGCAGAGGGAGCUGCGCCGUCGCCGAAGUCCCGCUCCUGGCAAACGGUCCCGUACCCUUACCAUACGCCUCCAUGGCAGCCCCGAUGGCUGCAGGAUCCUGACGGACAACGCCAUCCAUGGUGUCGUGUUCUGGAAGCGCCUCGAAGCUUGCGCCGACCAUGACAUGGUUCUGAAGGUUCUCGCCGACGUGAGGGUUAUCAAGCACAACGUCAAUGCCGAGUUCACGUAGAAGCUUCGCGUUUCCGACACCAGAGAGCUCGAGGAGUCGAGAUGAGUUGAGCGUGCCAGCCGUCAACACAAUCUCCUUUCGUGCUGUCACUGUUUUCGUUUCGCCGUCCUUGGUGUACUGGACGGCUUCAGCGACAAUAUCGUCGGCGUCAGUCUUGAAGACAAUCUUCCUGACGAGUGCUCCCGUCACAACCGUGAGGUUGGACCGGGACUUUGCGGACCCGAGAUACGCGCUAGCGGCGUAACUUCUUUGCUUUGUGUCGGGGUCUACGGUGUCGGGCGUGAUGCUGCUGCCGACACCCUGGCCACUCAAGGGGUCGCAAGAGUCCACAAAGCCCAGCCCGCGAAUGGUGUCCUGCCAGACCUUGGGCCAGAAAGACUCUGAGUUGUCCGGCAGGGACAGCUUGAGAGGACCUUGCCCCUCGCCAGAUGCGAUGGAGUAGAUCUUCUUGGAGGCCUCUUUGAACGUAGGCCAGUCCCAACCGGGGUUGCCCAGACCGGCCCAUGCUUCGACGUUGGACUUGGUGGUGACCGUAAAGGAGAGCCCAUUGAGCGCUCCCGAGCCACCGAGGAGGCGGCCCUGAGGAACGGCAAUCUCCCGACCACCUAGACCUUCCUGCAGCACCGUUCGGAACUGCCAGUCAGAAGGCGUUUUGACAAGACUGGGCCCCAGUGCGGGAAUAUUGACGCGAGGGUCCGCCGUUUGGUCCUCGCCCGCCUCGAGCACCAGGACUUGGAUAUCCGGGAUCUCCGAGAGGCGUGUCGCUACUACCAAGCCGGCGACGCCGCCGCCCACGACGACAAAGUCGUAAGUCGUAGUCAUUUUUGGAAGGAAAGGAGAGUGGUGGGAUUCGGGGUGACGCAAACAAGUGAUUCUGCAGAAGCAGAGAGCAGCGUUGGAACUUCUGCCGCUGUUAAAUCAUGGCGAGGCCCCCUUUCCCAAGACGUCUAUGUACGGAUACGAUUGCGGCAAAGCAAUUAGUCGCCCAUGGCCGCCGAGAACACUUCCGGCAUCCCCCUGGGCCAUGUCAUAUCCGUCUUGCACCAACACAAUAUUGCGCCAACCCACCGUUUAUACGGCACCGUUGGAUGCAGGUUCCACCGCAGAGUUGCAUCCGUACCACUCCGUCACUGCAGCAGGGGCUUGACGUUGUGGGACGAAGACCCUCCCACUCCUCUGGGCCCCCUGGUCGGUGACUGACUAGGGGAGACCUGGCAGGUAUCCAGAUAUCAAGGUUAUCUGGAUGACCCAUGAUCACCACCUCGCGAUAUGAGCAUGUACUUCACAACAAUCGGUACAGCCUCGUCGACGUGAUGAUGAACACGGCAAGUCGUGCUAGCUUGCAUCAUAGUUAUUGGACACUAGUCAGUCUGCGUUGGAUUCUGGGUUGCCCGGCAUGCUGUCGAGCGGGGAGAUCAGACUGGUCCCAGCCAUGGAACCAAGAGCCAUGCCGGCUUCGAUGAUGAGCCGACUGGCUAGUGUAAAUCAGAUCCGAGGUCGAAGUCUGCUCUGGACUUGGAUAACGGACUACAAGACCGCGCAUUCAUCGGCUUCGAGCUCACAUGGAUUUACCAAAUACGCCACACAAGCUUCAUGAUGAAUGUUCUUUUCCACUCCGGCUACGAGGGCGUCCUCGUCUACGGCCUUGGCCUUGUCUGCGGCAUUGCCGUCCAUCAGGGAAUAUUCAUUCACGGCGAAUGGCACGUACAGGCGCCUCAGAUUUUACUGGGUCAUUUGUGGCUCUUCUCUUGCUUUGCCGGUCUAAGCAGAUACUACAGUGACACUGCCAUCGGAAAGCUCUGUCAGUCUCUGCUGAUUCUUUCUGCCGGAUAUCUCCCUGGGCUUUUUGCCAGCAUCAUCUCAUACAGAGUCUUUUUUCAUCGUCUCAGCACUGCCGGCUUCAAGGGCCCGUGGUACGCCCGAGUCACGAAGCUUUGGCACGUCUGGGCGUGUCGAGACUGCAAGAACCAUUUGGUCUUGGAGAAGUUGCAUGAGCAAUAUGGUGAUUUCGUGAGGACGGGACCGAGCGAGAUCACCGUCUUCCAUCCAGGAGUCUUCAUGGCCGUGGACGGUCCUCGGUCUGAGUGCAUCAAGGCCGAGUGGUACGACAUCUUGCACCCUGACAGAGCACUUGUCACGACGCGCGUCAAGCCCAUACACGCUGCUAGACGCCGUGAAUGGAACCGCGGGUUCUCGGCGCAAGCCCUUGUCCAGCACGAGUCAAAGAUUCUCAAGUAUAUUGAGCAGCUAGAUCUGUGCAUUGAGGCCGAUGCCAAAGCGCACGUCGCUUCCGAAGUCCGCAACCUGUUCUUCUGGUUCGGGUUUGACGUCAUGGGCGACUUCGUCUUCAGCAAGUCCUUCGACAUGCUGCACCAGCAGCAAUGGCACCACAUCAUUGUGCGGCUGCAGCGUGCUCUGUCUCUUCUGGGGCCUUUCAGCCCGGCUCCGUGGCUCAUACAGGUCGGCUUCAAACUCGGCCCACGGGUCGGCGUUCUCAAGGACUGGUUCGACAUGGUCGCCUGGUGCGAGCGGCAGAUGCGUAUGAGACUGGACGCCGAGACCCCGAAGCCCGCUAUGCCGGAUCUCGCCCACUACUUGAUGGAGCUGGAAGACGGCCAGACGGAACAGAAGGACCGCUUGACAUGGCUUUUCGGUGACAGUUUGCUUGCCAUUGUGGCCGGGAGUGAGCCUACGGCCGCCGCUCUCAUCGGCAUCUUCUGCGAGCUGGCGAAGCAUCCGGAGCACGCCGACAUGAUCUACGAGGAGCUCAAAGACGUUGAUUCAACCAACAUCAAGACCCUCACAGGCCUUCCCCAUCUUAACGCCGUCAUCAACGAGGGUCUCCGUCUGUACCCAGCACUCCUCACAGGCGGGGCCAGGAAGACGACGGAGAACGGGGCCACGAUCGGUGGAACCUUCAUCCCGCCUCACACGACAAUCAUUGCCCCGCGUCACGUUAUAUCCCGGAGAGAGGACUGCUUCGAGCGGGCCAACGAGUUCAUCCCUGAGAGAUGGACCACCCGUCCGGAGAUGGUCCGCAAUGCGGCGGCUUCUGCGCCCUUCGGAACAGGUCACCACAGCUGUCUUGGUCGCUUCCUUGCCACGGACACAAUGAGGUUUGUUGUUGCCAGGCUGGUCAGCAAGUACCGCUUCCGCCUCGCGCCGGGGGAGACGGGCAACCGUGUGUUUGACGACAUCAGGGACCAGUUCACAUCCAAUCCAGGUCCCUUGUCGUUGUGUUUCGAAUUGAGAUGAUCAGAGACUACAUUUAGUAGACAGGCAUUCGAUCUCGGUGUUUGUGUGUGGGGGAGGGGGCUAUCCACAAUACAGCUCUAUGAUCAUAUGCCCGCUCUCGC
Messenger RNA from Colletotrichum destructivum, 4295 nucleotides. RefSeq names its product Putative cytochrome P450. The coding region runs from base 2533 to 4194 and encodes 553 amino acids. Gene Ontology annotation, molecular function: monooxygenase activity; iron ion binding; heme binding. The transcript has 7 exons. Lineage: Eukaryota; Fungi; Ascomycota; Sordariomycetes; Glomerellales; Glomerellaceae. The record is from RefSeq and is a predicted model, not a curated record.